UCAGGCAAGGGGCGUGUCGUUCAGCGAUGACGUUUUUGCCCCGCCCCCCCCGCGGGUGCCCGUGCCGGCCGCCAGGGGGCGCGCGCGCGGCGGUUGCCGGGCAACGAAACAUGGCGGGGCAGUACGAGGACGCCUUCAGCCCCCCCCGCCUGCGGUGCUGGACCGUGCCCCGCCCCCCCCCGAAGCUCCCCACCCCGCGCCCCCCGACCCCGUUCAUCGCCAACGACCGGGGCCACCUCCUGCCGCACGUGCGGCGCUCCCAGGUGUCGCCGUGGGGCACCUUCCUGGGGACAUGGGACAUGCCAGCGCGGAUCCCCCCGGCCCGCCUGGACCUGAGCGCCCGCCAGCCCCGCGCCGCCGCCCGCCUGGCCCGGGAGCGGCCCCCGCGCCUGAGCACGGCCUGCAACGGCCUCCGCACCCGCGUCACCGGCAAGCUGCAGAAACCCUGGGACACGGAACCUUCUGGAAAGGAGCAGGGGGGUCCCAGCGGGGGCCCUGUGGCCCCAAACCCCGGGGACAACCCUGAGGGGGGACCCUGUCCCCAAAAUCCCCCUGGGGGGGGACCCUGUCCCCAAAAUCCCCCUGAGGGGGGACCCUGUCCCCAAAAUCCCCCUGGGGGGGGACCCUGUCCCCAAAAUCCCCCCUGCUCCGGGCCCCCCCCCAGCUCCUGAGCCCCUGGAGGUGGCUCUGCUGUCAUUGUCCCCUCCCCUGGGGACAAUCCCCCCCCCCCAAUCCCAUCUUUUCCUCCCUUCAGGGGGGCUCAGGAGGGUCUGGGCCCCCCCCCC
Molecule: messenger RNA, 785 nt
Organism: Vidua macroura (Pin-tailed whydah)
Lineage: Eukaryota; Metazoa; Chordata; Aves; Passeriformes; Viduidae
Gene: CFAP126
Product: cilia and flagella associated protein 126
Exons: 5
Coding region: 27-671 (214 amino acids)
Biological process (GO): cilium organization
Cellular component (GO): ciliary basal body
Source: RefSeq, a predicted model, not a curated record